Messenger RNA from Hippopotamus amphibius kiboko, 3790 nucleotides. RefSeq names its product zinc finger and SCAN domain containing 20 (gene ZSCAN20). Gene Ontology annotation, molecular function: DNA-binding transcription factor activity, RNA polymerase II-specific; RNA polymerase II cis-regulatory region sequence-specific DNA binding. The coding region runs from base 432 to 3572 and encodes 1046 amino acids. The record is from RefSeq and is a predicted model, not a curated record. NCBI's taxonomy places the organism in Eukaryota, Metazoa, Chordata, Mammalia, Artiodactyla, Hippopotamidae. Gene Ontology annotation, biological process: regulation of transcription by RNA polymerase II. The transcript is spliced from 8 exons.
AGGAGGUGACACUGGCUGGGGAUGGAGAUGCUGAGAAGGCCCAGGAGAGCCAGCUUGGUGAUGACUGGAUACAGCCGAUCCUGGAAGAAGAUGAUGGCCACCUUUCUGGCAUGGGUGCCUUGAUGGAAGGUGUUGCUUUCACUGGAUGGGGAGCUCCAGAAGAGGGACAGGUUUGCAGGAAAAAGUGAUGAAUUCAGCUUCGGACCCACUGAAUUGGAAGUGUCUGAGGAAGAGUCACAUGGAAAUGCCUUGUUGGUGGCUGGACUUUGGGGUCUGGAAACAGGUCCUGACUGACGUUUUGGGAGUUGUCAGUUUAGAGACGAGCCUGGGGGAGCAUUUCCUCUCCCAGGAACCCCUUGAGGACACACUACAGAUGCAGGAAGACGCUGGACAAGGACGGCCCGGCUGAAGGGAGGCGUCCAGGAGAGAUCAUGGCAGUAGCCCUGGAAGCCCGGGCCCAGGCCUCUCCCCAGCCAGAGCCUGAAGAACUCCUGAUUGUGAAGCUGGAGGAGGACUUGUGGAGACCAGACUCCCAACCCCGGGAGAAGGACCAUGACCUUGUUCCUGGCCCUGAAGCCUCCCGCCAGCGCUUCAGGCAGUUCCAGUACAGGGAUGCGGCGGGGCCCCACGAGGCCUUCAGCCAGCUCUGGGCACUCUGCUGUCACUGGCUGAGACCCGAGAUCCGCCUCAAAGAGCAGAUCCUGGAGCUGCUGGUGCUGGAGCAGUUCCUGACUAUCUUACCCAGGGAGGUCCAGGCCUGGGUACAGGCGCAUCACCCUGAGAGCGGCGAGGAGGCGGUGGCCCUGGUGGAGGAUUGGCACCGAGAGGCCCGGGCCGCAGGACGGCGGGAACUGGAAUUGUGUGCAGAAGAGACCAGGUCCUUAAAGACAAUGAAGGAAUCUCGGAGUUUCCAUCUGCAGCCAGCAGAUCACUGGCCUGAGGGACAGUCCCAGAAGAUGUGGGUGAAGAAUCCGUGUCCUGACCUUCCCAAGCAUCUAGACACCAAGAUGGUGCCACAGCCCUUGAAAGAGAGUGCUGUCCUCACUCCCCGAGUCCCUACUCUCCCAAAGAUGGGGAGCGUUGGAGAUUGGGAGGUGACAGCGGAGUCCCAGGAAGCCCUGGGCCCCGGCAGACAUGCUGAGAAGGAGUUCCGCAAGGACCCCCCAGGAGAGAGCCGUGGGAACAGUGUGCUCCUGGGAGUUCCAGUUUCUAAACCAACCAUCAUCUCCCAGCAAGAGCAAGGACCAGAAUAUUGGGGUCCAAGACUUGUAAAUUCUGGAAAAAAGAACCCUGCAGAUUACAGCUUGGAUACUGAGCAGACAAAACCAGCUCAGGCAUUGGCCUGGCAGGACUCCAAGGCCUGGGAAGAACGAUACCAGUGGGAUGUGGAGGACGUGAAAGUAUCAGGUGUGCACUGGAGCUAUGAGGAGACCAAGACUUUCCUGGCAAUUUUGAGUGAGUCUCCUUUUUCUGAAAAACUCCGGACUUGUCACCAGAACCGCCAGGUGUACCGGGCCAUUGCAGAGCGGCUGAGGGCACGGGGCUUCCUGCGGACCCUGGAGCAGUGUCGCUACAGAGUCAAAAACCUCCUACGGAAUUACCGGAAAGCCAAGAGCAGCCACCCGCCAGGGACCUGCCCCUUCUAUGAGGAGCUGGAGGCCCUGGUGAGGGCUCGGACGGCCAUCCGAGCCUCAGUCGGCCCAGGAGAGGCUGUGGCUCUCCCCAGGCUGGGGGACAGUGACGUGGAGGUGGAUGAGCAGGAGGAAGGGGGCUGGGAGCCUGAGGAAACAGCAGAGGACUGUAAUGGUGAUGACCUGGCCACUGAAGAGUCCGUCCAGGGGCCCAGGAUUCCAGGGGGCCCAGCUCUGUUCCAGAGCCGUAUUGCAGGUGUGCACUGGGGCUACGAGGAGACCAAGGCCUUUCUGACCAUUCUCAGCGAGUCCCCAUUCUCUGAGAAGCUUCGCACCUGUCACCAGAACAGCCAGGUGUACCGGGCCAUUGCAGAGCGGCUGUGUGCACAGGGCUUCCUGCGGACCCUGGAGCAGUGUCGCUACAGAUUCAAAAACCUCCUUCGAAGCUACCGAAAAGCCAAGAGCAGCUACCCGCCUGGGACCUGCCCCUUCUAUGAGGAGCUGGACUCACUGAUGAGGGCUCGGACUGCGGUUAGAGACAUGGGGACCAGCAAGGAUGCGGCGGGUCCCCCUACUUCUGGGCAGAGCAGUACCCAGGUUGUCGACCAGGAGGCCUGGGAUGAGAUGGGAGGUGAAGAUGCCAUCAGACCUCCAACACCAAGUCCUAAAACCCGAGACACUGGUUUCGAGAUGAGGCAUGGGAGUGAAGACCAGGUUUCAGAGCGGGACAUUUUUGAAGAUUUGCCUGAAGUCUUAUCAAAGUGUAGUGCAGAGGAUGAUUGCUACCCUCAUGAUUGGGGGGAAGACAGUGAAAAUGAAAAUGAAGGUAAAGGGCAGUGGGGAAAUCCAUCCCAGGAGCAGUGGGAAGACUGUUCUUCUGAAGAGGACUUAGAAAAACUCAUCGACCAUCAAGGCCUGUACCUUGCAGAGAAACCCUACAAGUGUGACACAUGCGUGAAAAGCUUCAGCAGGAAUUCACAGUUAAUCUCCCACCGGCGGAUACACACAGGUGAGAAGCCCUACAAAUGCCUUGAAUGUGGGAAAAGCUUUAGUGACCGCUCCAACUUCAAUACCCAUCAGAGAAUCCACACUGGAGAGAAGCCCUACAAAUGCCUUGAAUGUGGGAAAAGCUUUAGCGACCACUCCAAUCUCAUCACCCACCAGAGAACACACACGAGGGUAAAGCCCUAUAAAUGUGGAGAAUGUUGGGAAAGCUUCACCCAGAGCUCAAACCUUCUGAAACAUCAGAGAAUCCACUUGGGAGGAAAUCCUGACCCCUGUGGUGAGCCUGGGGAAAACUCCAGCCAAAGCCCAUCCUUUCGUGCUCACUGGAGGAAUUCAACAGAGGAGACAUCUCUGGAACAACCUCAAAGUGCCAGUAAGAACUUGAAUUCUCCUGGACCACAAAGUACCAACUCAGGAGAGAAACUUUAUCAGUGUUCUGAAUGUGGAAGAAGCUUUUCCAAGAGCUCUGCCCUCAUCAGUCACCAAAGAAUCCACACGGGAGAAAAACCAUAUGAAUGUGCCGAAUGUGGGAAAAGCUUCAGUAAGAGCUCCACGCUGGGCAACCACCAGCGAACCCACACCGGAGAGAAGCCGUAUGAGUGUGCGGACUGUGGGAAAUGCUUUGGGGAGCGUUCCAAGCUCAUCACACACCAGAGGGUGCACACGGGAGAGAAGCCCUACAAAUGCCUCGAGUGUGGGAAGUUCUUCCGUGACCGUUCCAACCUCAUCACCCACCAGAGGAUCCACACAGGAGAGAAGCCUUAUAAGUGCAGAGAGUGUGGGAAAUGCUUUAACCAGAGCUCUAGUCUUAUUAUUCACCAGAGGAUCCACACCGGGGAGAAACCCUACAAGUGUACGGAGUGCGGCAAAGAUUUCAACAACAGCUCCCACUUCAGUGCCCACCGGAGAACCCAUGCAGGAGGGAAGGCCUCAUAGGAGACACCGCUCCCCAUAGCAAAAGAGAGAAAUGUAUAUUUAAAUCUCCCAAGAUCCUAAGAUGUAUGCUAGAAAGAAACUGUCUCAAUUUUUAAACUUGGUGUGUACUCGGGGAAGUUACCUUGUACAAUCCAGGUAAUUUGGAAGUGAAUUACAAAUGCUAAGGAUCCAGAUUCGAAGGCAUUUUCCUGAAGUGUAAUGUUUUUUCUCCUGCAAAA